This is a messenger RNA of Girardinichthys multiradiatus, 5609 nucleotides long. It is a transcript of the gene mamdc4, whose product is annotated as MAM domain containing 4. NCBI's taxonomy places the organism in Eukaryota, Metazoa, Chordata, Actinopteri, Cyprinodontiformes, Goodeidae. The record is from RefSeq and is a predicted model, not a curated record. Gene Ontology annotation, molecular function: protein binding. The transcript is spliced from 28 exons. The coding region runs from base 96 to 3641 and encodes 1181 amino acids. Gene Ontology annotation, cellular component: membrane.
AAGUCCGCCGGUUAUCUCUGGGAGUUAAAGGUCAGAGUUGGCUAGUGAAAUCUUCACAGAUGGCAUUCAGACUGAGAUGUGACUGAAGGGAGAAGAUGCCACGUUUUUGGAGCUCAGCCCUCCUGUUGCUGUUGACUUUGCAGUAUGUUUAUGCUUCCUGGCCAUCACGGUGUGAGACUGCUGAGGGAAAAUGUGACUUUGUGUGUCAUUGUUCUGACUGUGGUGAUGAACAAAACUGCGGCUACUCUGGAAAAUCAUUUGAGUGUGACUUCGAGGAUGCGGGAGUUUGUGGAUGGACGAUCAAAACUUCUGGUGGAGAAUACACAUGGCAGAGAGAUCAGAGUGGGGACCAGCUGCCAGACAGCGGACCAUGUUCUGACUACACCACCGGCACAGCUGCAGGCUGGUUCAUGUCAGUGAGUGCAGUGAGGGCAGAGUCUCUUCAGAGUUCAGUUUUAAUCUCUCCGGAGAUAAAACACUCUUCACCAACAUGUCGUCUGCGUCUCAGAUACUUCCUGUGGGACUCAGGUCACACAGAUUUAGGAUCUACUCCUUUGUGGGCUUCGAUCCUUCACCAGGACUCUCAGGAGGCUGUCGUGUGGCGCCCUGAGGCCUCCAGCAUUCGUAGCUGGAGGGAAGCCACCAUCUUUCUGGGCCGCAUUUCCUCCCCGUUUCAUAUCCAUCUUCACUCAGAGCGCUUAGACGGGCGAAAAGGAGAUGUAGCCAUAGACCAGCUGGAGUUUCUAGACUGUGCUCUGCCCUUGCCCCCUCCUGGGACCAACUGUUCAGCAGGGAUGGUGAUGUGUCAUAGUGGGGGCUGCGUGGAGCAGCGGCAGCUCUGUGACGGCACUGAUGACUGCGGUGACGGCAGCGAUGAAGAGCCCUGCGAUGAUUACCAACGCUGUGACUUUGAGGAGGGUCUGUGUAACUGGGACCUGAGAUCAAUUUCUAGACUGAAAUGGAUCAGAACAAAUCAGGAGAACAUCUCAAGAACUGAUCCUCAGAAAGGUCCAGGCAGAGAUCACUCCAACAACGUAGCAUCAGGUCACUUCCUGUACGUCACCGUCCCUCAUAGCGGUCUCACAACGGACUGGGCUUCUUUUCAGAGUCCGCCUCUUGAACCAACAAAUAGUUCACAUCCCUGUAAGAUGGUCAUGUACACUCACCAGUUUGGGCCGAGGUCCGGCGGUUUGACGGUGCUGGUGGCGGAACGUCUAAUCUAUCCAGUCUGGGAAAGAGGCGGAGCUUUAGGAGAUCUGUGGGUGAAGGCAGAGGUGGAGAUAGUGUCCAACUCACCUUUCCAGAUUCUGAUAAUGGCGGCGAUCAGAGACUUUGACUAUGGAGGAAUCGCUGUGGACAGCAUCGUGUUGUCUCCUGAGUGCCGCUUGUCAUCCGAGAAUAGCACCCUGGAAAAAUUACCCAACCCUCCAAAGCACCCUUGCAUUGAUGAUCCAGAGAAGAUGUGUGAUUUCCAUCCUGACUGUGCUGAUGCCGAGGAUGAAACCCAAUGUGGGGAUUUCUCCUAUGCUGAGGGCAGCUCAGGCUGGACUGACACCAGUAUUGGGAGUCAAGGUUGGAUCCUGUAUAAAAAUUCAACAACUAAAGCGGAGUACUUUUAUGUAGCUGAGGCUGCAGGUCAGCAGCUAACAGAAGCCCAGACUCGGACACCCCUCCUGGGCCCUACAGGUCCAGCCUGCAACCUGAGCUUUGACUUUGCGCUCACUGGGAGUUUGGAUCACAUUGGUGAGAUUUCUGUCAGAGUGAUCGACAGCUUGCUGGGGCUGAGGCCUAAACUCUGGGAGUACAGUGGAAAAACGGGAGCAGAGGAGGAGGAGGAGGCGGCUUGGCAUCACGCUGACAUUCUUCUUGGAGUUAGGAAAAAUCGCUUCCAGCUGGCAUUUGAAGCCCGCGCUGUGAAACUCCAGCCGUAUGCAUGGAUCAAAGUGAGAAACGUUCGCUUCAUCAGCUGCCACGCUGACUAUUCUCCAUCGGUACCAACAGGGCUGUCAUGUAACUUUGAGGAAGGACUGUGCAGCUGGUAUCAGGACAACAGUGACAACUUUGACUGGUCCAUGGUUACUGGGAUGGAUCACACCAUUGGAAUAGGCAGCAGCCUUGUGGUGGACAUGUGGAGUCCUUCGCUACACGGAGCGUUUGGACGCUUGGUAUCAUACCCACAGCCACCAACACCCACUGAGAGAUGCCUGACCUUCUUCUACAAACUCUACGGGCCAAACACAGGUGCUCUGAAUGUGAAGCUCAUAGACGGGCUUGGCUAUGAGAUCAUACUGUGGACCCGCAGUGGAGCUCACGGCAAUGAGUGGCACGAAGCGCAGUGCCCAGUACCGCAACAGCUCACAACCUUUCAGCUGACGUUUGAAGCGGUUCGGUCCGGUUUCGAUGGCCAGGUGGCCAUUGACGAUGUGGCUUUUGUGGACCGCGUGUGCACCAUACCCAGAAAGUGCUCCUUUGAAGGCCAGAAGUGUGGUUACAGCACCGUUAAGUGGCUCCAUCGUAGUGGACACAACAAUACAACGACUAGACCCAAAACGGACCACACUUUGGGGACUGAGCUGGGUUACUACAUGAUGGUCAACACAGAUGCAGAUGUUUUUCCAACCGGUACCACUGCUGUCCUCACCUCUCCUGUUCGUCCAGGAACCACCAAACCCGAAUGUGUCAGUUUCUGGUAUCAUAUGGGAGGACCGAAUCCAGGCUACUUCACGGUGUAUCUGAAACUGGAGAAGGGAGAGAGGGUGCCGAUCUUCUCUGAAAGCCUCGGUCAGGGAGAUGACUGGCGUCAUGGCAACAGCAACAUCUCUAAUGGCCUCGUAGACUGGCAGUUGGAGUUUGAGGUGGUUGGAUCAGGAAGCAGAGGUUCCCACGUUGCUGUUGAUGACAUCUCUGUCUCAGCUCACCCAUGUGAAGAUCAAGCUUCCAAGUGCAGCCUGGAAAACGGGAUGUGCAGCUGGAGCAACAUUCAAAACAACCUACGAGACAAACUGGACUGGGAGCUGACCAGUGCGGAGGCAGAACAGCACUAUCCCGUCCCGCUUGAAGACCAUACUCUGGGCACAGAGAAAGGUCAUUUCGUCUUCUUUCCAAGCAGCAACAGGACAGCAGCCAGUCAAAACGCUUGGCUGCUGAGCUCUCACCUACCACCGACACAGGCCACCUGUCUGAGGUUCUGGGCCUACAAACCCCACUCAUCGGACUGCCAGCUGAAGAUCUGGAGACUGUCUGGAGGUCUUAUCUUUGAGCUGCUGGUUGUGAAUGAACUUGGGGGACCCUGGCGACACUUUGAAGUAAACAUCACAUCUAGUGAGGAGUAUCAGAUUGUGUUCGAAGGCAUCAAAGGAACGUCAGGUUUUGUAGCUCUGGAUGACAUCGAGUACACUGUCGGGUUUGACUGUGCCACUAAAGUCACAGAACCAACCUCAAAGAAGCCUGACAACGCCGGAGGAAUCGCAGCCUCUGUGAUUGUGGUCCUGCUGCUGAUCGGCACUUUGGUCGCCCUGCUCGUCUUCUACCUCCGGACCAGACCAGAACUCGAGGCUUCAUCGGGCGCUACCGGCUUUAGCAACGAAGGAUAUGUUCAGGACUCCACAGUACCUGCUGGUGUCAGUGAGAUGGAGGAGUGAUGCAGGGGCUGCUCUGCCAGCUAAAGGUGGCUUUAUGAAAUGCAGGUGAUGUCACAGCGGGAGAACUGCUUGUGUCACCUUAAAUUAACGCACACACACGCACACACACGCACACGCACACACACACAGAAAAAACACACCCAUAGUGCUCAUCAAUCCAGCUGCCCCGGAUCUGAGAGGAUCUUCUGAGUUCAGGACCUGCAGCUGUGGAUGGAUGGAAGACAGAGGGACAUCGUGGUGCUCUAGGCGACUAACUGAAUGACUGGUAGAGCUGUAGCAAAUUAAAGGCUGUUUUUAAUUGCCUUAAAACCUCUCUACCACAGAACCACUAAAAGGCAUGAACGUUUAUAAGAUCAUUUGAGCUUCCUGUAUUGUGACUUAAUAAAAAAUCACUCGUGCAUUAGUGAUGCUGAUGUGGGACACAUGUAGUUAUCAACAGAUCUGAUGUUUGAGCAACAAUCAAACAGUCAGUGAUUGGAUUUUUGCUUAUUAGUGCUUAGAGUUGAUCACAGUUUGUUUGUCUUCUGUUUCUUCAUCUGCUAUCUAACAGCUGACCACAGCUUACCUGAGAUUAAGAUUGUGGGGGUUUACUGAAAUUAGUUUCAAAAUGUCUGGUGAACUGGUGUUUUAGGGACUUUGAUCCACAGAUCAUCAUCAGCUUGUUCCUGGAUUGUGGGAACAUUGGUCCUCGAGGAUGUUUUGAUCCCAAUCUCUAUCCAUGGCUGUUCUGUUGCAGUACUGAGAGGAAGCUCACACUCAUGGUUCCAAUCGGUAGGCUUCACAGUUAGCUUAAAUGGUCUUCACCAGAUUUCCCAAACAAUCAGGACGAUCAGUCAGAAGAAAUAUCUUUGCACCAGUCUUCUGCUGUCCAUCCUUGUACUUCCUGCUGAAUUUCAGUCUGCCUGUGAUGGUUUUCUUGGACUGAAGUUGAUUCUUUGUUCCUUUUUUUUCCUCACAAGGCUGUAAUCUGACAGACUUUGUCUUACUGUGCAUGCGAUGAGAUGACACCCACCAGCUGCCAGGAGCAAGCUCUGCACUGGUGACAGUUUAUUCUGUACCACCUUCCUGCAGAAAUUCCAGUCAAUCCUUGAUGUCUCAGAAACAGUUUCUUUGCUGCCCUUCUUUGUCCAAAAGUCUUCCUGUCACUGUCCAUGUAAAUGAACUGACACCCACCUGCUGCCAAUUUAACCUGUAGCAUCCUUUUGUAGUGGUCCUGGUGCUUACUAGAAACUCUUGGAAAUCCUUCCAAAACUACUUCUUUGCAACUGAACGUCUGGGCUUGGAGUUUGUUAUGCUGCAGAAACCUUCCUUUCAGCUGUAAUUUGCAUUUUCCUGCAUGCAAGACCAUUUUGAUACAAACUGAUGAUUGGUGGCACGUUUUUCAAUACAGGAAACCAUUGCAGGCACACCUCCCCCUCUUUUAUAGCAACCAGCCAGUCAGCAGUCUGCUGAUUAGAUUGAUGGAGGGAUUUCAAAUCUUCACCUGUGCUUAUGAUGUUCCUGCAAACCUUUUACAGUUUCUGCAAUGAAUAAUUAAUCACUCUGCACAGUUACCUAUAAACCUUGUGAACUGUGACCCAAAACAAACCCGAAGCAGCUCUUUGCGCCACCCAACAUUAUUCUCAUUACAAAAUCUACUGGAUGAAUAAUAAAAAAUAAGGCAAAUGUUAAAGAUGUGGUACUUAUGGGUCGGCUCAGAUUGAAUCAAGAACAUUGCUCUAGUUGACGGCUGAACUAAAGUUAGUUAUCAGCUGGUUUUGGUAAAGAUUUUUCCACGUUCUUCAGCUGUAUUAAAACCUUUGUGUUCCCGAUGAAGUGAGGAAGCAGAGAAGAUGAAAAAAUCAGGUAAAACAGCAGCUGUGAAUCUGCAAUUUGAAAAAUUGAAAAGACCAAAGGAUUUGUCAUGGUUGAUGGUUAACACGCUUCAGUUACAACAAUCUGAUCAUAAAUAAAGCAGAUUUUAAAGCA